This is a messenger RNA of Sphaeroforma arctica JP610, 279 nucleotides long. RefSeq lists its product as hypothetical. The transcript has 2 exons. Lineage: Eukaryota; Ichthyosporea; Ichthyophonida. The coding region runs from base 1 to 279 and encodes 92 amino acids. The record is from RefSeq and is a predicted model, not a curated record.
AUGACGCUGAAGGAGUUCUUAGACCACUAUAAGAAGGAGACUAAGCUAGACAUCACCAUGAUGAGUUGCGGUGUCAGUAUGAUCUACUCGUUCUUUAUGAACGCGGCCAAACGCAAGGAGAGACUCGGCAUGGAUCUUCAGAAGGUAGUAGAGGAGAUGAACAAGAAGCCUCUACCAGCACACCAGGAAGCGCUAGUGUUCGAGGUCUGCGUACAGGACGAGAAUGACGAGGACAACGAUGACAUAGAAGUGCCAUACAUCCGCUACACGCUCAAUUGA